GUGAAUCCCUCCAUAUACUUCUUUCAAACAUCAAAAUCAUCCCAGUAUACGUAUCCCAUUACACGGUAUCAGAGCUUUAGCAGACGCUGUUCAUCCAAUUCUUUCUACGACAGUUAAAGAUAUUUUCUAUCUGCGAAGCUCUGAAUUUCAUUUCCUUUACAAACAUCUUUCAUAACAACAUCAUCUCCGACUUCAAGUAUUUCAACUACCGACUGAACACCUCAGACUCUGCGAAAAGCCCAGGGAACGUUCAAGAUACAUUAGCCCCGAAAUAAAAUCUGAAAACUAAACCUUUUCUUACUUUUCCGCUUUCGACAUUCCACACACAGAAAACUCCAUCAUCAUGUCUACUGAAGAGAGAAACAUAUCGGCCACUGAAGAGCUUCCAGAUGUCCUUACCGAUGACGAGGAUUCAUAUGCUUCUUCACAAAGUAAUGUGGAACAAGAUUAUAAUUCUGAGUACAUUCAGUCUAUGAAUGCUGAGAUCCGGUCCAGGAAUGCUGAGAUCCGGUCCCAAUUUGCUCAAUAUCUUCAAACCAAAUUCGCAGAAGACCUCACGGAUCGUCAACAUGUAACUGAAGCUUGGAUGUUCUACAUACGAUACAUGAUGAAUAUAAACGACGAGUGUUCAAUUUCGAUGAAUGAAGCUGGCGAUGAAGUCAGCCUCUAUUAUUCUCCAAGAGCAGCGGAUGCAUUCAAAGUUUUCUAUACGAGCAUUGGGCUACGCCGUUCUCAAGCAGAGAGUCACCGAAACCAGGCUAUCAACGAGCUUUUGAUUCCAGUCCUCAAUGAAACGCAGAUAAAGUCGGCAAAAUGCCCAAUCUGCACUGAAAAAUAUGACUCAAGUACAGAUGAUGCUGCUUCUCAUGGCGCUUGCAUGUUGCCGGACUGUAAGCAUGUGUUUGGGAGGAAAUGUAUCAACAAGUGGAUUGGGGAGGAGGAAAAGAGCACUUGUCCAGUGUGCCGCAGUCAAAUCGACAUUCCCGUUGAGUCUCCGGAGAUUUACGAUGAUUUAUUUGAAUGUGUAUUUGAGCCUAAAGAUAAAGAACUGCAUUGGGAUGGACCAUCGGAGACGACAGCUCGCUCCCAAAAUUGACAAGGAUUGUAAUCUUAGUGGUCACUUGAAGCAUUCUGGCGGGACGGAAGCGAAAGUUAUUCCUUCACAUACAUGAUUGAGCGGUUGAGCGAAUACUCUUUAAGAUAGAUAAAUGAGUAGACAAUAAAAACAAGCGAUAUGAGACA
Molecule: messenger RNA, 1242 nt
Organism: Botrytis cinerea B05.10
Lineage: Eukaryota; Fungi; Ascomycota; Leotiomycetes; Helotiales; Sclerotiniaceae
Exons: 1
Coding region: 344-1096 (250 amino acids)
Source: RefSeq, a predicted model, not a curated record